Molecule: messenger RNA, 3918 nt
Organism: Drosophila ananassae
Lineage: Eukaryota; Metazoa; Arthropoda; Insecta; Diptera; Drosophilidae
Gene: Fmr1
Product: synaptic functional regulator FMR1
Exons: 12
Coding region: 405-2528 (707 amino acids)
Biological process (GO): positive regulation of translation; regulation of modification of synaptic structure; regulation of dendrite morphogenesis
Cellular component (GO): nucleus; dendritic spine; neuronal ribonucleoprotein granule
Molecular function (GO): translation regulator activity; mRNA 3'-UTR binding; protein homodimerization activity
Source: RefSeq, a predicted model, not a curated record
CGCUGCUCCGCUGUCCGUCGAAACUGAAAAUAUUCGAAAAGGAAGCAACAGAAGCAGAAGUAGAAGCAGCGGCAAGCAAAAGACUGAUUACCGAUUACAACGUAGCAGCAAGGACUUCUAAAGCAGACACUCGAGGACGCGGAUUAAGAGACCACUGCACCAAACUGAAAGGAAUAUACAAACACACACACUCGGCGGAGAGCAAACUGGUAUCGGCGGCGGGGAUAAGUAGUCGGGAGUUGAGUGCUGGGCAGCAGCAGCAGCAGCAUCAGGAUCAGCCGGAGCAGGCAGCAGUGGUAACCAGGAGUAGCAGGAGCAGCAGGAUCAGCAGCAUCACUACCACCACCAACAACAAACCACCAUCAACAGCAGCUAGGAAACUAGGAGGCACAAUAGCCAGCAACAUGGAAGAUCUUCUGGUGGAAGUCCGGCUCGACAAUGGAGCCUACUACAAGGGCCAGGUGACAGCUGUCGGAGAUGAUGGCAUCUUUGUGGAUGUGGACGGCGUGCCCGAGGUGUUGAAAUAUCCAUUUGGGAACGUCCGCCUGCCGCCCGAGGAAGCUGUCGAUGUGACGGCCCCCACCUUUGAGGAGGGCAUGGAGGUUGAGGUGUUUACGCGCACAAACGAGCGCGAGACCUGCGGCUGGUGGGUGGCCAUCAUCAAAAUGCUCAAAGCGGACAUCUGUGCGGUGGCCUACAUCGGCUUUGAGACUCCCUACACCGAAAUCUGCGAACUGGGCCGCCUGCGCGCCAAGAACUCAAAUCCGCCAAUUACAGCCAAGUCUUUCUACCAGUUCACGCUGCCUGUUCCCGAAGAGUUGCGCGAAGAAGCUCAGAAGGAUGGCAUUCACAAGGAGUUUCAGCGCAGGAUCGAUGCCGGCGUCUGCAACUACAGUCGCGAACUGGACGCCCUGAUCGUCAUCUCCAAGUGGGAGCACACUCAGAAGCGUGCCAGCAUGCUCAAGGAUAUGCAUUUUCGUAAUCUCUCACAGAAGGUUAUGCUGUUGAAAAGGACUGAAGAGGCUGCUCGCCAGCUGGAAACGACUAAACUGAUGAGUCGUGGAAACUAUGUUGAAGAGUUCCGUGUGCGCGAAGAUCUCAUGGGCUUGGCCAUUGGGUCGCAUGGCUCGAAUAUACAGGCGGCACGCACGCUGGUCGGCGUCACAAACAUCGAGCUGGAGGAGAAGACUUGCACAUUUAAGAUCAGUGGCGAGACUGAGGAGUCGGUGCAGCGCGCCCGCGCCAUGCUUGAAUAUGCCGAGGAGUUCUUCCAGGUGCCCAGGGAGCUGGUGGGCAAAGUGAUUGGCAAGAAUGGCCGCAUCAUACAGGAGAUUGUUGACAAAAGUGGCGUGUUUCGAAUCAAGGUGAGUGCUAUCGCUGGCGACGACGAGCAGGAUCAGAAUAUACCGCGUGAGCUGGCACACGUACCCUUUGUGUUCAUUGGCACCGUGGAGAGUAUUGCGAAUGCCAAAGUCUUGCUGGAGUACCAUCUAUCGCAUCUGAAGGAAGUGGAGCAGCUGCGUCAGGAGAAGAUGGAGAUUGACCAGCAGCUUCGUGCCAUUCAGGAAUCCUCCAUGGGCUCCACACAGAGCUUCCCCGUGACGCGGCGCUCCGAGCGCGGCUACAGCAGCGACAUCGAGUCUGUGCGUUCCAUGCGCGGCGGUGGCGGUCGCGGUGGUGGGCGCGGCGGACGUGGUCGCGGUGGCGGCGGCCCCGGUGGUGGUAACGGCCUCAACCAGCGCUACCACAACAAUCGGCGCGACGAUGAUGACUACAACUCCCGCGGCGACCACCAGCGAGACCAGCAGCAGCGUGGAUACAACAAUGACCGCGGUAGCGGCGACAACAACACCACUGGUAGCAACUAUCGCGGUGGUGGUGGUGCGGGCAACAACCGACGCGGCGGCAUCAACCGCCGGCCGCCACGCAAUGACCAGCAGAACGGCCGGGACUAUCAGCACCACAACCACAACAACGAUGAGGUGCGAGAGACCCGUGAAGUGAGCAGCGUGGAGCGAGCGGACAGUAACUCGUCGUACGAGGGCAGCUCCCGGAGGCGCAGAAGGCAGAAGAACAACAAUGGCCCAAGUAACACAAACGGUGCUGUGGCCAAUAACAACAAUAAACCCCAGUCGCAGCAGCAGCAGCAGCAGCCACAACAGCAACAGCAACAGCCAUCUGCGCCCGGAAACAAGGCGGCGGUGAACGCUAGCGAUGCCAGCAAACAGAAUAGUGGCAAUGCGAAUGCCGUGAGCGGUGCGAACAAGUCGAAGGACUCGUCGCGCAACGGUGAUAAGCAGCAGGCGGCUCCUCAGCAGCAGCAGCAACAGCAGCAGCCGCAGCAAACACCGCAGCCACAGUCUCAGCAGCCACAGCAAGCGCCACAGCAGCAGCAGCAGCAACAGCAACAGCCGAAACCGCGACGCAACAACAAGAAUCGCAACAACCACACGGAGUCCGGUCAGCAGCAGCAGCAACAGCUGACGGAGAACGGGAAGAAAGAGGGCCUGGUCAAUGGCACGUCCUAAGCACGCUCCAGCAGCAACUCAUCAACUAACAAAAUCAACAGGAAGAACAACAAGGAAUGCACAUCGUUCGCCGGAGUAACAACAACGUUGUAUGCGUAGCAGGCAGAUAAACAAAAUAUGCCAUUGAAUAUCGCCGCCACAUUACAGAACACACAAUCACACACACACCUACACCGAUUCAAACAUCAACAGACACCCUACACUCAAACAAAUUACUAGAAACCACAACAUGAACAACAGAAACUAACAAUUUGUUUGAUGAAUACGAGUAACUAAAAAAAAAAAGAACGAUAAAUUAUAAAAUACAUGAAAAAUGUAACAAAUGUAAAAGCAUAUACUAACACCUCCAUAAACACACACACUACAUUACAUACACACACCCACAACACACACUGUUCGAAAUUUACACAAACAAAAACGCAAAAAAAAAAAAAAAGAAAAAGGAAAGAAAUAAAAGAAAUUUCAUGCCUAGGCUUAUAAUUUCGAUUGAAACUAAAACAAGCUUCAAUAACAAUCAAAAUGAAUUAUAUUUAUGUAUAAAACAAAUUCAAAGGCAAUUAGCAAGCAAAUCGAACGAAUUGAAGGGAAACAUUGAAUAUGUAAACUACAACUUAAACUCUAAUCCGGGCAAUUAGCGUAGUUUUCAAAUGAAAGAAAAAUCUAAAACUAAAAAAAAAAAGAAUAUAAAAAAAUACCGACGAAACGGCGCUUUUAAAGCGCCGACAAGUCGACUUGAAAAGUUUCUAGUUAUAUGCAUAUUAUAAUAAAAGAAAACAAUAUAAUUGCAUUUUUUGUUUUGGUUAAAUAAUUUUAAUGAAGUCCAUCGAGGUUUUGUGUAUAAUUCGAGCAUCCAACAACUUAAUGGCCAAGCAAGCAGUUUUUCAUUAAUUUUCAAUAAUUAUUUUUGUAUUAUUAUUGUUUAGUUUACGAUCGCAAAUGCCAUGGCUCUAUUGGAAGUUGCAUUCAAAAACUGACAAACUAAACGAAGGCGUUUGAGUUCAAAAGCCAAGGCGAACAACUUUAUAUAUGUUUGACUUUGGCUUUUGCAGCGUUAUAUUGUUUAAUUUGUUUUGUUGGAACAACAUGGAAAUCCUCUCUUAUUUUUAUAAUGUUGUAUUUAUUUACUAUUAUAAAUAACACAUCCUCAUCUAAACACACAUACUACUCUCAUCUGCACACUCCAUGAAAACAUCAACCCAUUUUACAUGCUCGCUCAUAAAAGAAAAAGAAACGUAUUGAAUUUGAUUUUGUUUUAUAAUUAUAUAAUUUAAUUCGCCCAGACCUAAAUCGCGUAUACUAACUUAGGCCUCUAUUAAAUACUCUUAAAUUAUUUAAAACACGCAGCGCCGAACAUAAAAAACAACACAAACAACAUGAAAUGCGAUAACAU